UUUCCCGGAUUACGUUCUGAAAUGGCAAUAAAUUGGUUUUUAAAUUUCAAGGUAAUAUAUCAAAAUAAAGUAAACGCUCAAACCGGUGAAAUGAAUGCAAAUACGGAGGUUAACCAAGAAAACAACAAUAGCAACAAUACCGCCGCACAAAGGCGACAAACAUAUCAAAACCUGCAGAACCCACAAGCCCCUCAAACUACUGAGCAAUUGGUAAUGGCACAAUUACUAAUCAUGCAAGCCAAUCAAGAUCAACACAAUCGGCAACAACAAGAAUUGCAAGAUAUAAUAAGACAACAACGACGUGUAAUUCACAUGCUCCGUCUUCUAGAGCAAUAUGCCAGGGAAAAGAGAUACAAUCCAAUAAAGGCGUGA
This is a messenger RNA of Ambispora gerdemannii, 372 nucleotides long. The record is from the annotation of a GenBank genome assembly. Lineage: Eukaryota; Fungi; Glomeromycota; Glomeromycetes; Archaeosporales; Ambisporaceae.